Molecule: messenger RNA, 741 nt
Organism: Diplodia corticola
Lineage: Eukaryota; Fungi; Ascomycota; Dothideomycetes; Botryosphaeriales; Botryosphaeriaceae
Product: eukaryotic translation initiation factor 6
Exons: 3
Coding region: 1-741 (246 amino acids)
Biological process (GO): cytosolic ribosome assembly; maturation of LSU-rRNA; ribosomal subunit export from nucleus
Cellular component (GO): cytosol; preribosome, large subunit precursor; nucleolus
Molecular function (GO): ribosomal large subunit binding
Source: RefSeq, a predicted model, not a curated record
AUGGCGGUCCGCGCGCAAUUCGAGAACUCCAACGAAGUCGGCGUCUUCUCCACCCUCACCAACUCGUACGCGCUCGUCGCGGUCGGCGCGUCGGAGAACUUCUACUCCGUCUUCGAGGCGGAGCUGCAGGACGUGGUGCCCAUCUGCCACGCGACCAUCGCGGGCACGCGCAUCGUGGGGCGGCUGACGGCGGGGAACCGCAAGGGCCUGCUGGUGCCGACGUCGACGACGGACCAGGAGCUGCAGCACCUGCGCAACAGCAUCCCGGACGCGGUCAAGAUCCAGCGCAUCGAGGAGCGCCUGUCGGCCCUCGGCAACGUCAUCUGCUGCAACGACCACGUCGCCCUCGUCCACCCGGACAUCGAGCGCGAGACCGAGGAGAUCGUCGCGGAUGUGCUCGGCGUCGAGGUCUUUCGCCAGACGGUCGCGGACAACGUGCUCGUCGGGAGCUAUAUGAGCUUGAGCAAUCAGGGCGGCAUCGUGCAUCCGAAGACGAGCAUCCAGGACCAGGACGAGCUGUCGAGCUUGCUGCAGGUCCCGCUCGUGGCGGGCAGCGUCAACAGGGGCUCGCCGGUCGUUGGUGCUGGCAUGGUCGUGAACGAUUGGAUGGCUGUUACUGGACUCGACACCACGGCGACAGAGCUUUCGGUCAUCGAAUCCGUCUUCCGCCUCGGCGAGGGCAUGGGUCCUGGCGCCAUCAACACCACCAACAAGGAGACAAUGGUUGAGUCCUUCUACUAA